CCCCAGCCUACCUUCUCCGCCUUUCCCGGUCCAGUCGGGGGGUGGGGCAGGGGCGAAGGGCCGGACGCUUCGGUUUUCCCACUGACACUGAUAAUUCGCCGAUUCGUGGUUUGCUGCGCGCCUUUGCUUCCCCAGCCCCGUUUGCCCCCCAGGACCUGCGUGCGAGAGCAGCGCUAUUGUUUCCAUUUCCGUUAUACUGAGGGGGAAACUGAGUCUCGGGCGCCGCUUAAGAGUCACACCUCCACCAAGCGUCCGCAGCGACGUCUGCUGGAUGCAGCAGCUCCUUCUUGCCUCUCGAGCGGCCUAGGUCUUAGGAGCCAGAUCCAAGGCUGGGAGGGGCUCUCGAGGCCCCCCAGGCCAACUCCCUCGUUUUACCGUCGUCCUGAAAGCGGUCCAAGGAGUAGCGGUCAGCGUCUGGGGAAGGUCCAGAGAGGGGUGGUGAAAAUUCCAUCAUGGCAACUGGUGAUUUAAAAAGAAGCUUACGAAAUCUAGAACAAGGAAUUCGAUUGCUUGGUUAUCCUAGAGAGGUUGAUUAUUCAGGUUUAGUAAAAGGAGAUCCUGCAGCAUAUUUGCCUAUUAUCAGCCAUUCCCUGACUUCAUAUUCAACUUAUGUGGCGGAAUUUUUGGUCAUCUCCAAUACAGAACUCACAGCAAAGAAUGAUUAUCGAUUCAUUGAUUCUGUCUAUAAGCUUCUUCGAGAUAAAUUUCAUUAUAAACCAAUUUUGACAAAAAAGCAGUUUUUCCAGUAUGGGUUUGUUGAAUGGAAGAUACAGAUUGUCUGUGAUAUUUUGAAUUUAGUGAUGAAAAAGCACAAGGAACUGUGUAACCUGGAUAAGGCUGUAGUACAGAAAAAGAAAAUUCAUCCCGUCAAGUCAGAGACUUUUAUGAAUUUUGAGAAAACCCUUGUAGAGCCUGUUGUUCCUGACUUCACAUUCAGGGGUGUGCCUUCAGAGCAGAAAAAGCCAAUUGUGGAACGUCACCCAAAUAGUGAAAAUUUUUCUCACCUACUCUUUUCUGAAACUGAAGGUAAUGAAAAUUUUGAUGAACCUGGAAGAGAUGUUGUUGAAGUCACAUGUGAAUCACAAGACACAGAACUUAAUGCUAAGAUUGAAGAUCUACGGAGUAUGCUUGCUGAAUGCCAAGAAAAACUUAAAAAACAGAUAUUGAUAGAGGAUAAGUUACGUUAUUUGGAAGAACAACUGAAAGGAAAAGUGAUUAUGCAGGAACUGGACUCUGGUGUUAAUUCUGAAAUUGCAGAAAUACGGAAUAUUCUUGCUGAAUGCCAAGAAAAACUUAAAAAACAGACUUUGAUAGAGGAUAAGUUACGUUACUUGGAAGAACAACUGAAAGGAAAAGUUAUUAUAGAUGAAAUGGUCUGGAAUAAUCUUUUAAGUCGCGUCACCCUCCUUGAAACAGAAAUGCUGCUACACUUUAAAAAGCAUGAUGUACCUUUAGAAACUGUUGAUAUGAAAGAAGACCAUAAGUACAGCAGGAAUAGGGAUCUAUCAUCUCCUGGUAUCGAAUAUCCUUAUCACUUGGGAGGAUUCACUCACAACAACUUAUUACUUGAAGGAGGAAAAAAUGACUUGGCUGCUGAAAAAGAGCCUGUAAAAGGUACUUUAAAUCAUAAUGAUGGAAUUGUUCCCAUGACUGGAUCAGCUAUUGCAACUUCUUUGAUACUUCAUUGGAUCUCUAUUUCAUCUGUGUGGAUGCUCCCUCCAGUGGCAUAUACUGCAGCCCAUCCUCACCAUUCUCUGAGAUUCUUGUCCAUAACCUCCCGUGGAUGUCCUGUUCUAUAUACUUAUCAUCCUUUCUUCUUGUUUGAUAGAAAAAGGAAAGAGGAGAUGCCAGAGAGUCUUCAUCAGCCAUCAUCUGGAUACAACUUACUAUUUUCCACAGAUUCCUCUCCCCAACCCAGUACCAUUAAUUAUUUUGGUUUGACAGAAGCUUCAAAGGAGACAACAAUGGAGAAAAUAGAAAGGAUAAAAAAAAUGUUUCAAGAAACAGCUGACUUGUUGAAGUAUUCAAAUAACUCAUCUUAGAAAUAUCUCCAUGGACUUCUGAGACUUGACACUGGACGUUUAUUUUAAGUUUUAUCUGUAACAGUUUUAAAUAUAUAUUGAUAUUGCUACAUUGAGAAUUCCAUUUGGUGUAUUCAUUAUUGAAGAAAUAAUUUAAUUCUUUUGAGCUGUAAUUACACUACUUUACUGUGUUUGAGCUUUCUGUGAGGAAAAUAUUCCUGUUGUUCCAGUAGAUUUCUUUUGCAGAGUGAAGUCAUUACAGCGGUGUGUCUUUGUGUUGACAUUUGUUGGCAGUGUGCUAAGAAUAUGUUUUUUAAAGCGCAGGCUUGAGGACCACAGUUUACAUCCUGUUGGAAAUUCUCCAACAGGGACUUGCAUAUUGCACCCAAGAGAUUUACAUGCAUACCAUUUUGCCAUCUGUGUAGUCAAAUAAGUUGCAAUGAAAAGUUAAAUGUACACAUUGAGAAUGAAAAUGUUUUUAUUUUUAAAAACAACUUUUUUUUUUCAAUUUAGAAAAGUAGUGAUGCAUUAGGUUUUCAAUUAACAUUGAAAAAGUGGAGGUCAAUGUGAUCCUGUAUUUCUGUAUUUGUGUGAAGUCUUACUGUGAAAAAGGUGUUGAGUGUUUUAGUGUCGUAUUCAGUAACACAUUUUAAGACCAGCAACACAGAUGGAGACCAUCCAGAGUUACAAAGAUACACAAGCAGAAUUUUGGAUUUUGUUCUUUUUUUUGAGGUGGGAAGGGGGAACACUAUGAUUUGAAGUUACAAAUUUCUCAGUAGAUGUGGAUGAUAUUGAGGGAAGGUCUACAUGAACUUGAGUCAAGACAAAAAAGGGAAUUUAAAAAUUUCUCAAUUUUAAAAAAUCAUAACACAAGUUUGCUCUGAACAGGCUUCAAGAGAAGACAACUCUUUUAUUAUGAAGGGGGAAAACAGUUUUUUCCUUGAUUUUCUUUUCCCCAAAUGUAUAUGAUUAAGAAUUUUAAUUUUUAACUUAAAAUGUUUU
Messenger RNA from Vombatus ursinus (common wombat), 3023 nucleotides. It is a transcript of the gene CEP44, whose product is annotated as centrosomal protein 44. NCBI's taxonomy places the organism in Eukaryota, Metazoa, Chordata, Mammalia, Diprotodontia, Vombatidae. Gene Ontology annotation, cellular component: spindle pole; centrosome. The transcript has 14 exons. The record is from RefSeq and is a predicted model, not a curated record. Bases 453 to 2042 code for a protein of 529 amino acids.